Drosophila grimshawi is the source of this 11605-nucleotide messenger RNA. It is a transcript of the gene LanA, whose product is annotated as laminin subunit alpha. The coding region runs from base 164 to 11272 and encodes 3702 amino acids. The transcript is spliced from 17 exons. The record is from RefSeq and is a predicted model, not a curated record. Gene Ontology annotation, molecular function: signaling receptor binding. NCBI's taxonomy places the organism in Eukaryota, Metazoa, Arthropoda, Insecta, Diptera, Drosophilidae. Gene Ontology annotation, biological process: cell adhesion; regulation of embryonic development; regulation of cell migration.
CUCUGGUAAGAAAUAAAUAAAUAAUAGACGAGAAAGUGAAGUAAAAAGUGGAAUACAUAAAAGUGAACUGUAAACCGGAAGUAGCCCAAGAUAAAGGAUAUUCAAGUUACAGCUGAGCUGCCAGAUUGUGUGUGUGUGUGUGCUAGUGAGAGAGUAUAGCACAAUGGGGUCAGGUGCAGCCCCAUUCUGUGCUAUGGGCGUGGCCUUUGCUCUGUGCCUGCUUGUCGCGCUUUGUAAUGCGGAACUGACGCCGCCAUAUUUUAAUCUGGCCACGGGUCGCAAGAUUCAUGCAACUGCCACAUGUGGCGAGGAUACGGACGGACCCGAACUCUAUUGUAAGCUGGUCGGAGCGAAUACGGAAAAUGAUCACAUCGAUUAUUCGGUUAUUCAAGGACAAGUCUGCGAUCAUUGUGAUCCCAAUUCGCCGGAGAAGAAUCAUCCACCGGAGAAUGCAAUCGAUGGCACCGGUUCCUGGUGGCAGAGUCCGCCCUUAUCACGUGGCAUGAAAUUCAACGAAGUCAAUUUGACCAUCGAUUUCGAACAGGAAUUCCAUGUGGCCUACUUGUUUAUACGCAUGGGCAAUUCGCCGCGUCCCGGUCUCUGGACGCUGGAGAAGUCCACGGAUUACGGCAAGACCUGGACACCCUGGCAGCAUUUCUCGGACACGCCCGCUGAUUGUCAGACCUACUUUGGCAAGGACACCUAUAAGGCAAUAACACAGGACGACGAUGUGAUGUGCACCAUGGAAUACUCGAAGAUUGUGCCGCUAGAGAAUGGAGAGAUACCGGUGUUGUUGCUCAAUGGCCGACCCUCAUCCACCAACUACUUCAACUCGACGGUGCUGCAGGAAUGGACACGUGCCACCAAUGUGAGAAUCCGUUUGUUGCGCACCAAGAAUCUCUUGGGUCAUCUGAUGUCGGUGGCACGACAAGAUCCAACGGUGACACGUCGCUACUUCUACUCGAUUAAGGACAUCUCGAUUGGUGGACGUUGCAUGUGCAACGGUCAUGCCGACACCUGUGACGUCAAGGAUCCCAUUAGUCCAGUGCGGAUACUCGCCUGUCGCUGCCAGCACCACACCUGCGGCAUUCAGUGCAACCAGUGCUGUCCCGGAUUCGAGCAGAAGAAGUGGCGCCAGAAUACCAACGCCCGACCCUUCAACUGCGAACCCUGCAAUUGUCAUGGACACACCAACGACUGCAUGUACGAUGAGGACGUUAAUCGCAAGGGUCUCUCGCUAGACAUUCAUGGUCACUACGAUGGCGGUGGCGUCUGCAAGAAUUGUCAGCACAAUACCGAAGGCACCAAUUGCAACAAGUGCAAACCGAAAUACUAUCGCCCCAGAGGCAAAUACUGGAACGAGACGGAUGUCUGCAGUCCUUGCAAUUGUGAUUUCUUCUACUCGACGGGACACUGUGAGGAGGAAACGGGCAAAUGCGAGUGCCGGGCAGCUUUCCAGCCACCCAACUGUGACUCCUGCUCCUAUGGUUACUACGGCUAUCCUCAGUGCCGUGAGUGUGAGUGCAAUUUGAAUGGCACCAAUGGCUACAAUUGCGAGGCUGUCAAUGGCAUUUGUCCCUGCAAGACUAACUUUGCCGGUGCCCUGUGCAAGGAGUGCGCCGAAUCCUAUUACGGUUUCCCCGAAUGCAAAGCCUGCCAGUGCAAUAAGCUUGGCUCCAUCAAUAACGAUUGCGACAUCGUCUCCGGUAAUUGCACCUGUCUCAGCAAUUGGGGCGGAGCUCAGUGCGAACGCUGCAAGGAUGGCUACUACAACGAACCGACCUGCACAUAUUGUGACUGUGACCAUCAGGGCACAGAGUCCGAGAUCUGUAGCAAGGCGUCCGGUCAGUGCAUUUGUCGUGAAGGUUUUGGUGGAUCACGCUGCGAUCGUUGCUUGCCAGGAUAUUACAAUUAUCCAUCCUGCAAGCCGUGCAAUUGCUCGACCACGGGCAGCUCAGCGAUCACCUGUGACAACACUGGCAAAUGUAAUUGUCUGAUCAACUACUCUGGCAAGCUGUGCAACAUGUGCAGUGCUGGCUUCUACAACUAUCCGGAGUGCUUGGCCUGCAACUGCAACGAGCACGGCUCGGAAGGCGUCACCUGCAAUGAGAAUGGAUGUUUCUGUAAGCCCAACUUCGAUGGUCGCCAAUGCGAGAGAUGCAAAGAAUCGUUUUACAAUUUCCCCGCCUGCGAGGAUUGCAAUUGCGAUCCGGCUGGUGUGAUUGAGCAAUUCGCCGGCUGCGGUUCGGUGCCGGUGGGCGAGCUCUGUAAAUGCAAGGAGCGUGUAACUGGCCGCAUUUGUAACGAGUGCAAGCCGCUCUACUGGAACUUGACCGUGAGUAAUGCGGAUGGCUGCCAGGAAUGUGAUUGCUAUAUAGAUGGCACCGUUUCGGGCCUGGACACUUGUGCGCCCAAAUCGGGCAAAUGCCACUGCAAGCCACACACGAUGGGUCGUCAGUGUCAUGAAUGCCGAGAUGGCACCUUUGAUCUGGAUGGAUCCUCGCUGUUUGGCUGCAAGGAUUGCAGUUGCGAUGUCGGUGGCUCCUGGAAGAGCGAAUGCGACAAGAUCAGCGGCCAGUGCAAAUGUCAUCCGCGUGUCACAGGACGUGCCUGCACACAACCCCUGACCACUCACUACUUCCCCACACUGCAUCAGUUCCAGUAUGAGUACGAGGAUGGAUCACAGCCAUCGGGUGCCCAGGUGCGCUAUCAGUACGAUGAUGCGAUCUUCCCGGACUUUAGCAGCAAGGGCUACGCCGUUUUCAAUGACAUACAGAACGAGGUGCGCAACGAUCUAACCGUGUUCAAGUCCUCCGUCUAUCGCAUUGUCAUCCGCUACAAGAAUCCCAACGAGAAAAAUGUAACGGCCAGCAUACUCAUCCAAUCCGAGAAUCCCCUGGAAGUGGAUCAAACCGUCAAGGUUCUCUUGCGUCCCACAACCGAGCCAGAGUUCGUCACCGUUUCUGGCCCCAAGGGCAAUGUGCCCUCGGCUGUCGUACUCGAUCCAGGACGCUAUAUGUUCACCACCAAGGCGAACAAGAAUGUGAUGCUGGACUAUUUUGUGCUCCUGCCGGCUGCCUACUAUGAGGCAUCGAUUCUGACACGCCACAUUGCCAAUCCCUGUGAGCUGGGCAACAUGGAGCUAUGUCGUCAUUAUAAAUACGCAAAUGUCAAUGUCUUUGAGCCCGCCACUACACCCUUCAUCAUCGGCGCCAAUGGCAAGCCCACAAAUCCCACCGAGGUCUACACUGAUUCGGAGCAUUUACAGAUUGUUAGCCAUGUCGGCGAUAUUCCAGUGCUCAGCAAUACUCAGAAGGAGCUCAACUAUAUUGUGGAUGUGCCGCGCAGUGGUCGUUACAUUUUUGUCAUUGACUACAUUAGCGAGAGAAACUUUGCGGUGCCCUACGAUGUGAAUCUAAGGCUUGGAAAUGAUCCGGAUUCCCAUUCAUCCGUCUAUCUGUAUCCCUGCCUCUACUCCACGGUCUGCCGCACGCCCAUCAAUGAUGACGGUCGCGAAAAGGCCUUCUACAUCAACAAGGACGAUCUGCAGCCAGUUACUAUUUAUGCGGACAAUGAUGAUAUCUAUCGCGUGCCCAUUAUAUCGGUGACUGCCAUUCCAGUUGAACAGUGGUCCAUUGACUAUAUCAAUCCCAGUCCCGUUUGUGUCAUACACAAUCAACAAUGUGCAACACCAAAAUUCCGUUCGGUGCCCGAUUCCAAGAAGAUUGAAUUCGAAACGGAUCAUGAGGAUCGUAUAGCGACAAACAAGCCGCCAUAUGCCGCAUUCGAUGAGCGUGUAAAGCUGGUGCACCUGGACAACAGGCAGGAUGGCUCGAUUGUGAUUGAAUCCAAAGUGUCGGAGCCACAUCGCUAUGUCAUACUGGUCAAGUACUAUCAACCCAAUCAUCCCAAGUAUCAGUUGACCUACACAUUGACCGCUGGCAAGAAUCAAUACGAUGGCAAAUUCGAUAUACAACAUUGCCCAUCCAGCUCUGGCUGUCGUGGUGUUAUACGACCCACUGGCGACGAUUGGUGGUUCGAUAUUGAGGACGACUUCAAGUUUACCCUGACCAACCCCCGAGCACAAGGCGUUUGGCUAGACUAUCUGGUUGUUGUGCCUCUGGAUCAAUACAAUGACGAUCUGCUCGUCGAAGAGACUUUCGAUCAGACCAAGGAAUUCAUCAAAAACUGCGGUCACGACCAUUACCACAUCACACACAACGCGAGCGAGUUCUGCAAGAGCGCUGUCUUCUCUCUGACAGCCGACUACAACAGCGGAGCCUUGUCCUGCAAUUGUGACUAUGCCGGCUCCACGAGCUUCGAGUGUCAUCCAUUUGGUGGGCAGUGCCAGUGUCGCAAGAAUGUCAUCGGUCGUCAGUGCACAGCUUGUCGCACAGGCUACUACGGCUUCCCCGAUUGCAAAGUUUGCGAUUGUCCCAGCACUGCCAUGUGUGAGGCCACCACCGGUGAAUGCAUGUGUCCACCGAAUGUGAUUGGUGCCUUGUGUGACAAAUGCGCACCGAAUACAUAUGGCUUCCAUCAGGUGAUUGGCUGCGAGGAGUGCAACUGCAAUUAUAUGGGCAUCGCAAAUGGUAAACAGCAGUGCGACAUGUUGAACGGUUCCUGCGAGUGUCGCGACAACAUUGUGGGUCGUGCCUGCGAUGGCUGUGCCCAUGGAUUCUAUGAUUUUCCACGCUGCAGCCGAUGCACCUGCCACAAGCCGGGCACUGAGCUGGAGGUGUGCAAUAAGAUCGAUGGCAGUUGUUUCUGCAAGGAGAAUGUUUUGGGACGCGAUUGCGAUCAAUGCAAGGAUGGCACAUACAAUCUGAGGGAUGACAAUCCCGAGGGCUGCACCACUUGCUUCUGCUUUGGCAAAACGUCACGCUGCGACAGCGCCUAUCUGCGUGUCUACAAUGUCAGCCUGAUGCGGGAGAAGGCGGUCUACUCGGCUGAUUUCCACGCCAAGAACAUCGAGUUUGAGUUGUGGGAACUAUCGCCGAAUGAACUGGUUCUCAACGAGACAACGCUACAGGCGGACUUCUCCAUCAGAGAGUCAUCCGAUCAACGUGUCGCUUAUUUUGGCGUACUCGACUAUCUGCUCAAUCAAAACAGUCACAUUUCCGCUUAUGGUGGCGAUCUUGGCUACACUCUCUACUUCACGUCGGGCUUUGUGGGCAACGCCAUUGUCGCACCGGAUGUGAUCUUGCUCAGCGCAGAUCACAUUCUCGUACACCAGAGCUACGAGCAGCCCAGCAGCAAUUUGCCAUUUAAGAAUCGCUUACAGAUGGUCGAGACUAAUUUCCAGACGCAGACGGGCAAGUCUGUGAGUCGUGCGGAUUUCAUGAUGGCACUGCGUGAUCUCAAGACGAUCUUCAUACGUGCCAAUUACUGGGAGCAAACGUUGAAUACACAGCUCUCCGAUGUCUAUCUAACACUCGCCGAUGAGGAUGCCGAUGGCACGGGCGAAUAUCAAUUCCUGGCCGUGGAGCAUUGUCACUGCCCGGCUGGCUACACGGGCCACUCUUGCGAGGACUGUGCGCCUGGCUAUCAUCGUUUGAACAAUGGUCCCUACGGCGGCUAUUGCGUGCCAUGCGACUGCAAUGGCCAUGCCGAAACCUGCGACUGUGCGACGGGAAUCUGCAAGGAUUGCCAGCACUCAACGCGUGGCGAUCACUGCGAACAUUGUGUGGCCGGAUAUUAUGGCAAUGCCACAUAUGGCACACCACACGACUGCAUGAUCUGCGCCUGUCCACUGCCCUAUGAUUCCAAUAAUUUCGCCAUCGGUUGCGAGAUCUCCGAGUCGGGCACCGAGAUCCAUUGUGAGUGCAUGCGUGGCUAUACGGGUCCCCGCUGUGAGGCCUGUGCAAAUGGCUUCUUCGGCUCACCGGAGACGCCCGGUGAUUUCUGCAAACCCUGCGAAUGCUCCGGCAACAUCAAUCCCAACGAGCAAGGCUCCUGCGAUACACGCACCGGUGAAUGUCUGCGCUGUCUGAACAACACCUCGGGUAUGGCGUGUAAUCUUUGCGCCCCGGGCUUCUAUGGUGAUGCCAUCAAUCUGAAGAACUGCCAGAGCUGUGACUGCGAUGAGGUGGGCACCCUGCAAUGUGAUCCGGCCGUCGGCAAAUGCAAAUGCCAUGAGAAUGUCAUCGGUGAACGCUGUGAUCGCUGCAAGCCAGAUCAUUAUGGCUUCGAUUCCGGCACCGGUUGCCGUGCCUGCGAUUGUGGUGCUGCCUCCAAUUCCACACAAUGCGAUGAGCACACAGGACACUGUUUCUGCAAACCUGGAGUUACGGGUCGUCAAUGUGAUCGCUGCACUGUGGAUCACUGGCGCUAUGAGAAGGAUGGAUGCACACCGUGCAAUUGCAAUGAGGGGUAUUCCCGUGCCGGCACCGGCUGUAAUCCACAUACGGGUCAAUGCGUCUGCCUGCCUGGUGUCAUUGGUGAUCGCUGUGAGGCAUGUCCAAAUCGCUGGGUCCUAACCGAAGAUGGCUGCAUGGAGUGUAACAAUUGUCAUCAUGCUCUGCUCGACGUCACCGACAAGUUGCGCUAUCAGAUCGAUGGUGUGCUACAGGAUUUCCAAACGGUUACUAUGGCUUUCUUCACCAGCCAGAAGCUAAACUACUACGACCAACUGGCCGAAGAUCUGGAACCCAAAGUGCGAGCACUGGAACCGAACAGUGUCAACCUGAUGCCGUCGCAGGAGCUCAACAGCGAACUGGAGGCGGCCAGCAAAGCCUACGCCAAGCAGGUGAAUCAAACGCUGGGCAAUGCAUUUGACAUACGCCAGAGAUCGGGUGUGCUGCUGAAAAAUGUAUCCGCUGUGCAUGAGGAGGCUUUGAACAGCGUAGACCAGGCGAAGGCUGCCAUUGUCGCCGUCGACUCCUUGUCACAGAAUCUGGAAGCAACGGCUAGCACCAAGAUCGAUGCUGCUCUGGAGCAGGCGCAGCGCAUUCUCAACGCUAUUAAUAGCACCCAAAUCGAGCUGCAGUCCAAUGAACUGGGUCUGGACAAGGGACGACAGCUGUACGAGGAUAUCACUCAACUGGUGGAGCCCAUUCAAUUGCAGAACCUCAGUCUGAAUGCGCUCAAGAAUGACAUUGGUGAGUUCAGUGACAAGCUGGAGGAUCUGUAUAACUGGAGCGCUCAAUCGCAGAGUCAGUCCGGCGAUGUGGAAGUCAUAAAUGUGGUCAAUUCGCGUUCAUACAACAAUUCCAAAUUUGAUACGGUGUCCGAGCAGCAGCAGGGUGCCGAGAACAACAUCAAGGAAGCGGGCAACUUUCUGAUCAACGGAGAUCUGACACUCGAUCAGAUCGACACCAAGCUCGUUGCUCUGCGCGGUGCACUGCAGGAGCUCAAGUCGGUGAACAAGGAUGUCGAUGAGUAUCUGCCAGAGCGCGACAUGCAGCACCAGGAAGCCGAUGAGCUUACCCUAAAGGCGGAGCUACAUGCCGCCGAGCUAGACGUACGCGCCAAGGAUCUGGCCAAUCAAUAUGCCGACAUGACCGCAAGCGCCGAGCCAGCGAUCCAAGCGGCCACCGCAUACAGCACAAUUGUGGAGGCCGUCAAGGCAGCCAAACAGUUUAGUGAGGAUGCCAUAAAUGCGGCGGGCAAUGCCAAUGAAAAAUCCGAUGGUAUUCAGGAGCGUGCCGGCAGUGCUGAUAUGGAAUCUGCGGAGCUGUUGCAGAAAGCUCGUCAGGCGCUGGUUAAGGUGCAGGAUGAUUUGGAGCCGCGACUCAAUGGUUCCGCCGGCAAGGUUGAGGGUAUCUCCCAUCAAAAUGCCGCCACCGAUAAUCAGCUCAAGGAUAUAAAUAUACUCAUUAAAAAAUUGCCGGCGGAGACGCAGCGUGACAUGUGGAAGAGCUCGAAUAGCAAUGCUAGUGAUGCCCUGGACAUCCUACAGGAUGUACUCGAAAUCCUCAAGCCUGUUAGCUCGCAAACGCCCAAGGAGCUGGAUAAGGCGCGCAACAUUAGUCGACUUGUGGACAUCACCAACAAGGACAUCUCGCAAGCCAACAAUCAACUGGACAACGUGGUCAUCUCCAUACCCACUCUUGAAGAUCGGGCCAACGACAUCGAUAAGCAGCAGCAGAACUUCGGUGAGAAGAGCCAACAGCUCGGCGACGACAUUGAGCAACUGAAGCGUCAACUCGAAACAGCUCGACGCACUGCCAACAGCAUCCAGGUUGGCGUCAAGUUCACACCGAGCACCGUGCUGGAGCUGAAGACGCCAGAGAAAACGCCACUGCUGGCCACCAAGACCAAAUUGUCGACGUUCUUCCGCACGAAAAACCCGGAUGGCUUCCUGCUCUAUCUGGGCAAUGACAAUAAGACCAUUCAGAAGAAUAACGACUUUGUCGCCAUGGAGAUUGUCAAUGGCUAUCCAAUCAUGACCAUCGAUUUGGGCAAUGGACCCGAGCGCAUCGGCAGCAGCAAGUAUGUCGCCGAUGGCAAUUGGUAUGAGGCCAUCAUCAAUCGCGUGGGUUCCAAGGCCGAGCUGACCAUACGCGAACAGUUGCCCAAUGGCACUGUGACGAAUCAUGUCGUUGAUAAAAAUUUGGUUGGCACCAAUAAUGUGUUGCAUGUGGAUCGCAAUAGUCGAUUGUUUGUUGGCGGCUAUCCAGGUGCGUCCGACUUCAAUGUACCCGAUGACAUAACGACCACACCGUUCACUGGCGAAAUGGAGAAUCUGCGCAUUGGCGAUGAGAAUGUUGGUCUCUGGAACUUUGUCUACGGGGAGGACAAUAAUCAGGGCGUACGCGAACGUGAUAAGUUGCUCGACGAGCAAAAGCCCGUCACUGGUCUGAGGUUCAAGGGCAACGGAUAUGCUCAACUGAAUACGAGACAAAUCAACUUCCGGGCCCGUUCCAGUAUCCAGUUUCGCUUUAAGGCCGAGAGGGAUGCCAGCAAUGGUCUGUUAUUCUUCUAUGGACGCGACAAUUACAUGGCCAUUCAGAUGGUCAGAGGUGCCAUCAUUUUCCUCUACAAGCUGGGCGAUGCUACUUUCACCUUGGGCAACCAGGAUCGCUAUAAUGACAAUCAAUGGCAUCAUGUUAAUGCCGAACGUGAUGGUCGCAGUGGCGUCCUCAAGAUAGACGACAUUCUAAUUUCCCAGAGGACAGAGACUCAAGCUGGCGAUAUGCAGCUACCCAAGCUGAAGCGCAUGUACUUUGGCGGCUUUCCGGGACGAAGAAAUCACACCGAUUUGGUAGAACAGGACUUCGAUGGAUGCAUCGAUAAUGUUGUCAUAUCGCAUUACAAUUUGGAUCUGACGCAGAAUGUAAAUGCUACAGGUGUCGUUGAGGGCUGUGCCCCCAAAUAUUCCACAACAUUGUCGUAUCUUCCCGAAGAGUAUGGUUUCCUACGCAUUGCGAAUAUCUCCUCGCAGAACAAUUUCUAUGUGGUGCUACGGUUCAAGACGCUCCAGCCCAAUGGCGUACUCUUCUAUGCUGCCAAUCAUGGCCAGAGCGCAAACAUUGGUCUUACUCUGGACGGCGGUUAUCUCAAGCUGCACAGCAUGGACAGCGAACUGACCAUUGAUAAUCGGCAGUAUAACGAUGGCGAGGAUCAUGUGGUAACGGUUCAGCACAAUGAAAACGAGCUGAGACUCUCCGUCGAUGAUGACGAAGAUAAGCGUAUCGGAUUUGUACAACCGCUGGAGAUAGAGGGCGGUGAUAUAUUCUUUGGGGGACUGCCCGAUAACUUUAUACCACCAAAGGGUGCAAUCUCCAAUUUGGCCUACUUUGUGGGUUGCAUCAGCGAUGUGACUGUCAACGGGGAGAUUAUCAACUUUGCGGAUAGUGCUGAGAAAAAGGGAGGUAACAUCAAUGGUUGUACACAGGACAAUUUAGCUUAUGAGGCUGGCAUGUUGCCCACAUACUAUCCAAGUGGAGCCAAUGAGGUGGAGCCGCCUCCAAACAUGCAUAUCCAUACGAAUGCAAAACCAACCACAACAACAACGACAACUACAACAAGCAGACCAACACCAUCACUCAGAACAACAACACCAACAACUACAAGAACAACAACAACCACCACAAGUACAACAACGACCACUACAGAGUCGCCGGCAUCAAUGAAAGACUUGCUAGUAAAGCCACAGCCCAAAUUAAAUCUGCCCAGCCAUCCCAGCUGCAAGCUGCCCAUCAGUCCCAACUACGAUGUUGACUUUAUCGAGGCUGGCUAUCGGUUCUAUUCGCUGCAAGAGCAGUACUUGGUAUUCAACAAACUGCCCGGUUUUAUGAGCGAACAAUACGAUAUGAGCAUGUCUAUCCGCACCAACUAUCCAAAUGGUAUAUUAUUCUAUGCCGCCAGCCAGGAGAGUAAUGACUUCAUAGCGGUCCAUUUGCUGGACGGUCGUGUGCAUCACCUGGUGAGAGUUGGUAACACCGUCCAGGCGAACAUAACCAGCGAACAGGAAUUGCUCGAUGGCGAGUGGCAUACGGUGCAGUUCGUGCGUACCAAUAGCAGGAUUAGCCUCAGCAUUGACGGCAUAGAGCAGGAGGGCUCUGUUGAUCUGUACAGUGAACAGGAUAUCAGUCCGCCAAGCCUGAUUACCUUCCCCGUUUAUGUGGGCGGCAUCACCAGAUUUUUGGAAGUAGAACUUAAGAAUCAAUUCAAUUUCGAUAGCAAUCCCUAUUACAAUGGCUGCAUUAGAGACAUCAAGGUCAAUGGAUUGGCGCUGGAUGAAGCGCCUACGGAGCAUCACGUUGUGCCAUGUUCGGAUCAAGUGGAAAGUGGCGUAUUCUUCCAUCAGGACAAGGGCUAUGUGAAACUCUUUGACCGCUUCAUGGUUGGCGCUGAUGUUACCAUCAGCUUUGACUUCCGGCCACGUGAUCCGAAUGGUUUACUCUUCUCGGUGCAUGGCAAGAGCUCAUAUCUAAUUCUGGAGCUGAUCAACAACACGGUCACCUUCACAGUCAAGUCGGAUGCGAAGAAUACGGUAGUGACCAACUACACACUGCCGGAUAAUGCCAGCUAUUGUGAUGGCAAAUGGCGCAAUGUACUGGCCAUUAAAUCAAAGUUUGUCAUCACCAUUGCCGUUGACCAUGUCAGCUCGCAGCCAGGGUUGGGCAACGAUAGUUCAGCCAUCACCAAAACUCAUCGUCCAUUGUUUAUGGGCGGUCAUCAUGCGUUCAACAAGGCGCCGGGCAUCAAGACCAGAAAGACCUUCAGUGGCUGCAUGAAGAACGUUAAAAUCAACAACAAGGAUAUAUCCAUAACGAAAAAUCUAAUUUAUGGCGAUAUCUGGCAAGGUGUUUGCCCCUUAAACUAAAACUCAACUCUACACAAAUGCCGUUGAACUCUGCAUCUGAUUACGGACACAAAGUGUGGAGAGAUGACAACAUCCAGAAUUCGAAAGGACUACGAACGAACAAAAUACGAACAAUCUUUUCGACGGGCUGCCAAAUUAGCUGGAAGUUCGAUUAACUCAAGAACUUACAGUCAAACCGUUCGUCGUACAUGAACAUGUAUAUCCAUUUAUAAGUAUACUCUUGUGACAAUCUAUUAAAAUCAAUAUUAAAUUUUCUUGUAAUUUUGACAAAAUAUAUCUUGUAACUUGCUUGCCUUAAAUAAAUAUUAAAUCAUCUUGAAGAAUACACAUAAA